Messenger RNA from Rhipicephalus sanguineus (brown dog tick), 710 nucleotides. RefSeq lists its product as uncharacterized. The transcript is spliced from 6 exons. Lineage: Eukaryota; Metazoa; Arthropoda; Arachnida; Ixodida; Ixodidae. The record is from RefSeq and is a predicted model, not a curated record. Bases 120 to 710 code for a protein of 196 amino acids.
AUCUCUUCUGCUGACAUUCCGUUCGUCUGCUCCUGCCGUUUUCACUGUGCACGUGUGAAAUUUUUGAGAAUGCCUUGAAGGUAAAAAUUUUCGUGUUUGUGAGUGUGAACGCGCUCAAAAUGUCGAAGAAAGUAGGAAAAGGACACAAGGCGUGCUGCGCUGCUUUGUGGUGCAACAACUCUGGAAGAAACAGCGCAGCGAAAUUUUUCCGCUUCCCAGCGGACGACAGGUGUGACGUAUGGCGGAAUUACAUCAAGAGGGCAGACCUCGAGGGACUUACACGGGAGCAAAUGUACAACGGCUACCGCCUCUGCUCGGACCACUUCGCCGAAAGUGCCUUCGCAAAUCCUGCCAAAACACGGCUCUUGUGGACGGCUGUUCCCACUGUUGCAGUGGAAGUGGGAUCCCCGAUCGACGAAGGGCCCUCCCUGGCAGAAGCCACGGCUGCUGCGGCUCAAGAACACCCUCGCCAAAAGAGCAUCGCCCAGAUUGCAGAUUCCAGCCAGACACCGGUUCACCCCGAAUCCCCAAUGCCUGGACCAUCUGGCCUUUCCACGUGUGGACGUGCGGAUGAGUGUGCGCCGUGCCCGGAAACAUCCGGCCAGGAUAAACCAACUUCCACACCAUCUCACCGAGGCCCAAAGAGAAAGGUGUAUUCACCGAAGACCGCAGCCGUCAUCAAGCGACUAAAGAUUGAUGCGCAAAGAUGA